Messenger RNA from Aphanomyces astaci, 937 nucleotides. RefSeq lists its product as hypothetical. The coding region runs from base 7 to 876 and encodes 289 amino acids. Lineage: Eukaryota; Oomycota; Saprolegniomycetes; Saprolegniales; Verrucalvaceae. Gene Ontology annotation, molecular function: oxidoreductase activity. The record is from RefSeq and is a predicted model, not a curated record. The transcript has a single exon.
UUUGAAAUGAGUGUGGCACCGCCAUCAAGUGCGACGGACACGUUGCGCCUUCGCAAUGGCGUGGAGAUGCCGUUCCUUGGGCUAGGAACGUCGCACAAUGGAGGGUACUCGCAUGACGCCGUCGUGGUGAGUCUUCGACACGGCCUGCGCGCCAUCGAUACAGCGACUCGGUAUGGAUGCGAGUCGCAGAUCGCCGACGCCAUCGCCGCCAGUGGCGUCCGUCGCGCAGACGUGUUCAUCACAACAAAGCUCUUUUACGACGACUAUGGUUACGACAAUGCGAUCCGAAGCGCGGAAGCAUCGCUCGCCCGUCUCCGUACCGAUUACAUUGACCUGUACCUCCUGCAUUGGCCUGGCACGCCGUCCACAGCGCAUAACCGGCAGAUUCGGGCAGACACGUGGCGAGCCCUCGUGCACUUGUACUCUGUGGGCAAAGUUCGAUCGAUUGGCGUGAGCAACUUUCUACACUCACAUUUGGAGCAGUUGCAAGCCGACAGCCUGGCCAGUGGCAUCUCGGAACGACCGCACGUGAAUCAAGUGGAAUGUCACUGCUUCAAUCACCCAGUGCAAUUGAUUGCUUACUGCAGGCAACACGGAAUUGCGUUUGAAGGGUACUGUCCAUUGGCCAAGGGCCAGCUUUUAAUCGAACCAACCAUUGUCGACAUGGCUAAGCUGUACGCGUGCACCCCUGCCCAGCUGUGCAUUCGGUGGAAUCUCCAGCACGGCUACAUUUGCAUCCCGAAAUCCACCAAGCCAGAACGAGUGGUCGAGAAUGCUUGUGUCUUCUUCUUUUCAAUCACCCCCGGUGAUAUGACAAAGCUCGAUGCGCUCCACGAUGGCCGGCAUGUGACGUGGGACCCUACGAAUGUGCCAUAACAACGUUUACACGAUGUAUGUUGUGGACACUCGUGUACUGUACGCCCCUUCAAUACAUACA